Molecule: messenger RNA, 975 nt
Organism: Teleopsis dalmanni
Lineage: Eukaryota; Metazoa; Arthropoda; Insecta; Diptera; Diopsidae
Exons: 1
Coding region: 120-887 (255 amino acids)
Cellular component (GO): mitochondrion
Source: RefSeq, a predicted model, not a curated record
UUUUCCAAUUUACGUUUAGAACAAAAUCCAUAAACUCACAAUUCUAUAAACUUUCAUUUUUUGUUAGAUGUUUCAAAAUUUUUUUAUGUUACCAAAUUUAAACGGAAACCGGAGGAACCAUGAACUUGCAUCAAAGGAAAUAUGGUAACCUUUGUAGUGAUAAUUUCAGAUAUAAAAAUGGUCCUUCAAUAGAAUAUAAUCUGGAACAAGUCAGCUUUGUGCGGAGACUAGCUCAUCGAUUGCGUCUGGCUGUUUUCGAGGGAGGUUCUGAUGAUCCAGAUGAAAAUGCGGUGCUUAAAGAAGCCAUACGAGCGGCAAUAAGAAAGGGUAUGAAAGCCACGAAAAUUUCAAAAGUAAUAGAGAAUUUAAAUAAAUCUCUGAAUCCUUCACGCACUCACAUUGUUCAACUGCGCCUUGGAUUGAAAGUUUGUGCCAUCAUCACUGCAAAUUGUAGUUCGAUGCAAAAAUUAACGUCCAUUUUACAACCUCUCCUGAAGCGACAUAAGGCAACCUUUGAUAAUGUUUUGCCAUUCUUCAACUACGAAAAUAACAUUGAGGCUAUUACGUAUGACAAAAUUGAGCGUAAUUCAGACGAUUUGGCAAAGAAGUUAAUAAAUGAUGGUCUAGCUUGUAAUGCAUAUGCUGUGCGAGUUGUGGACUACGAAACGGGUGCUGUGAGUUUUAAGUCAAACACAGUGCAAUUAUCUUCUACUUGUGAAAGUCUGAAGAAUAUUGGUUACCAAAUUUUGCAUUUGUAUUGCAGUUUUGCAGCAAAAGCACAAGUUCGCUUGAAUGAUCGGGAAAAUGAGCGCUACUUCAAAUUCCUUACUAAGUUACUAGAAAUACCGGAAGUUCUUAAGGUUACCGAUAAUGUAGCUUUAAAUUAAUAUCUCUAAAGUAUUGAGAUUACUAGUAUUGAUUAACUUUUUUGCUUAAUUUAUGAUUUCGUAACUAAUGAACUAAAAAUUUUUUGUG